Engraulis encrasicolus (European anchovy) is the source of this 2162-nucleotide messenger RNA. It is a transcript of the gene tmx2b, whose product is annotated as thioredoxin-related transmembrane protein 2b. Gene Ontology annotation, cellular component: membrane-bounded organelle. Gene Ontology annotation, biological process: brain development. Gene Ontology annotation, molecular function: disulfide oxidoreductase activity. The transcript has 8 exons. Bases 98 to 1024 code for a protein of 308 amino acids. Lineage: Eukaryota; Metazoa; Chordata; Actinopteri; Clupeiformes; Engraulidae. The record is from RefSeq and is a predicted model, not a curated record.
UCCGUACCUUUAAUUUAUGCGCGUUUAUGUGAGCUCAGUACCACCACGACGAUAGCCAAAGGUUUAGCUCACCCUGGCCAAUUUCUGUUAAUAGAAAAUGGCGUUAUUGACUCCGUUAUUUGCGUUUUUGUAUCACUUGCCACUGGUCUACAAAUGGCUGCUGAAGCCGUAUUAUGUCGCUUCAUUGUUUAUGUCACUUGCUUUCUUAGCGAUUCGCAAGACGCCUGGAAUUUGCGAACACCUAUCAACGACACGAGAAGAUGGAAACUCCUGUGACUUUGACUGGAGAGAAGUGGAGAUCCUGAUGUUUCUCAGUGCCAUCGUAAUGUUGAAGAACAGAAGAGCAAUCACAGUGGAACAGCAUGUGGGAAACAUCAUCCUCUUCAGCAAGGUGGCCAAUGUGUUCCUGUUCUUCAGGCUGGAUAUCCGCAUGGGCCUGCUCUACCUGACUCUCUGCAUUGUGUUCCUUAUGACCUGCAAGCCACCUCUGUACAUGGGCCCUGAGUACAUCAAAUACUUCAAUGACAAGACUAUAGAUGAGGAGCUGGAGAAGGACAGCCGUGUGACCUGGAUUGUGGAGUUUUUCGCCAACUGGUCUCCGGAGUGUCAGUCCUUUGCCUCUGUCUAUGCUGACCUGUCACUGAAAUAUAACUGUGCUGGUCUCAAAUUUGGGAAGGUGGAUAUUGGAAGAUAUGGAGAGGUGUCAAAGAAGUACAGGGUCAGCACGUCCCCUCUGUCGAAGCAGCUCCCCUCGCUCGUCCUCUUCCAGGGGGGCAAGGAGAUCAUGAGGCGUCCUCAGGUGGACAAGAAGGGAAGAGCAGUUUCCUGGAGCUUCACUGAGGAGAACAUCAUCAGAGAGUUCAACUUGAAUGAAUUGUACCAGAAGUCAAAGAAGCUGAGCAAGAAGGGCGAGAGGAACGAGAAAGCCAUCGAGUCCCAGUUUCCCCCAGUGCCCGAGGAGGAGGAGAUGGAGGCUGAUACCAAUGCACAGGAGGUGGAGACGGAGACCAAGAAGGACAAAUAGGAGGGGGCAACAGGUCCCCCCUCCCUGAAUGUUGUGGCAUUUUCAAAGGACUGACGUGUGUUAUGCAAAGUAUUCAAGCAAGAGUGGACUGUGUGAGCUUAGUGGUACUGAAUGGGAACAAGUUAACUGUUGUUAAUUUUGUUUGUUUGUUUGUUCUCCGUCCCUCCCUUUUACAAUUUACAAUACGCAAUUUAGUUGCAAAAACGUUUAACUCACCACAUUUAACAAAGUAACAUAGAUCCUCCAUGAUGAUUCCAGUGAUGAAUAGUGUCCUUUGCUGGACAUCUGCUACACAUAACUAACUUUUUUUAAAAAAAAAAGGUAAGAAUAUUUUAAUGAGGCAUUUCACGCUUUCUACCUCUGGUACCAUCAACUGCUAUGGAUGUGUCAAGUCCUUCCACAGACGAAAAAGAUGUGGGUAAGAAAGAUGACUACUUUUUACGAUUUUUUUUGAGCCAUGAGAUACUACUGGUCAUUUUUUGUUUAUUUUUAUUGUUUAAUUGUUAUUUAACAUCCUCUGUUGCAUAUUAUUUGUGUACAUACAAUGAAGUUGUUUCUUAGCAUGUUGGAAAGGGAUAAGAGACAGUAGAUUGGAGGUGUUGCGUUGUCAUCACUACCUUUUAUUCCAUGGUUCCGUCUCGAUUAUCAACACUCCAGUCAUUCCAGAAAGGGUCCUGGUGACCAUGGCAUUCCCAAAGAUGGUGGCAUAUAGUGGGUGGCAUAUAUUCAUCAGAUUCCCACUAUUCAUUCCUUGUUUCCCGCUGUCACACUUCACACAUCCUAGUUUAACAGGGGAAAAUCUCUCUCUUGUGUUGUGCAUAUUUCCUUCUUAGAAGGAGGUCCAAGUCUGAAGAGACUGAAGUCUUUAAUGUAUUUAUACAUUGUACGGUUUCCAUUAAGCAAAGAUCAUUUAACUGUAAUUUAAAUAUUCCUUCAUUUUCUGUUGUGGUCCUCAGAAUGAGUAAUAUCAGUUGAUUGAAAACCGCAACAAAUCCCUCAACCCCAUCACAUGCUAAAAGUCAACUGAAGUGAAGGGGAAUUCCUGCUGUCAACCUCUUUAUGUGCUUUGAAUGAACGAGCCUUGCCUUUUUUGGUUAAUUUUUUUUUCUCAUAUAAAAUAAAACCACAAGUAACUUAA